This is a messenger RNA of Neohortaea acidophila, 3221 nucleotides long. RefSeq names its product luciferase-like domain-containing protein. NCBI's taxonomy places the organism in Eukaryota, Fungi, Ascomycota, Dothideomycetes, Mycosphaerellales, Teratosphaeriaceae. Gene Ontology annotation, biological process: alkanesulfonate catabolic process. The record is from RefSeq and is a predicted model, not a curated record. The transcript is spliced from 3 exons. Gene Ontology annotation, molecular function: alkanesulfonate monooxygenase activity; oxidoreductase activity, acting on NAD(P)H. The coding region runs from base 321 to 3014 and encodes 897 amino acids.
GCAGGUUCAGCGAAACACGCUCCAACACCAUUCGCGAUGCCAACGGCGGUUUGCCCGUCGUCGAGCAUGUCUAUUGGCCGGUUAUCUGCUCUGGCUCUGCACAGCCGAGACUUUCACUGGAGCACGGCGAGCUCUUUAUUGCACCUCGCCGAAAUACGUCACCCGCGGCUGGUAUGAGGUGUGUAUUUGGAUUUGGUCCAGAACGGCAGAUGGUAGGUUUUGGUUGCCAUGUAUACUAGCUCUGACCCUUGUUCUUCUUCUUCUCGACUCAUCCCGACUCUCUUGUGUUUUUCAACACACGACCGCUAUUGUCUACGACCAUGCCUUCCGUCCUGUCGAGCUCUCCCUUCCUCAGUCUGCGUCCAGACAAGGACUGCGGUCGGAACAAGGGUUCAAGCGGGCCGCCCUCGCCCCCCAGCAAGAGCUUCCGGUCAGUCGCGAGCCCAGCAUUGAGCGAGCGGAGCGGGAGUAAUUACUUUGGCGGCGGCAGCAGCGUCGGCAACGGCCAGCCCUCCACCGGCUACACCACCCCGCGCGAGGACAACUACGACAACGACGAUGAGUUCCUCCGCCUGGACAAGCCGCAGCAAGACAUCCUCCUUCUGCAUGGACCUCGUCAGAAGUACCAGUUGGAGCGCUCCAUGGAGCUGCCCGAGCUGAAGCACCCCGAUGAGAUUCUCGUGCAGGUUCUCGCCAUCGGCCUCAACCCUGUCGAUUGGAAGGGUGCAGACUACGAUUUUGGCCAGCCCAGCUACCCGUGGGUGAAUGGCAGGGACUUUGCCGGCAUUGUCAUCAGAGCCCCGAGGCGACCCAGUAGAGUGCAGCAGGGUGACGUCGUUUUCGGACCCAGCACCGACUACCGAGACAUCAGGAAAGCCGCCUAUCAGGAGUAUGUUGUGACCACCGACUACAACGUCUCACGCAUUCCCAAUGGCGUGAGUGUGAAAGAAGGCGCUGCGUUGGGCGUCGCCUUCACCGCCGCCAUUAUUGCCCUCGGUGUCAGUUUCGGACUCGACUUUUCCAAGAUCCGCACUGGUCCGCGCGGCCCCGAUCUUCUCAGCCAGGUGCGCAGCUUUGAUCCGCGGGAGUUGCCCGAGGACAUCCGCGACGAGAUCUUCGGCGGCAUCGCGUCCAGCGAGCGCCCGCAAGCCGGAGACUGGAUUGCAGUCUGGGGUGCCAAUGGCGUCACUGGACAACUCGUUGUUCAGCUCGCUAAGCUGGCCGGUCUGAAGGUUGCCUGCGUUGCAGACCUCGCCAAGGGAGGAGCGAUCCUCAACAACAUUGGUGCGGACUUUAUGGUGGACAGGUAUGACUCGGGUCGCGCCAUCGAGAUCCUCCGCGCCGUCACGGGCGGCAAGCUCCGCUUCGGUAUUGAUGUGGUUGGUAAGGAAACUGCCGACAGCCUCCAGAAGGCUUUGCAGCAAGAGGAGUCGGGCCCCAAGUCCCAUUUGUUGGGCUUGAGCGGCAUGCCCAAGAACAAGGCGCUGGGCGUGGUCCAUCACCAGGUGCCCAUCAAGGUCUUCCAUGAAGCCCCAACCGUUGGCGAGACGAUCUCCCGUUGGCUCGAGGAUCUGCUGAUUGCCAAGAGCUUGAAGUUGCCCGAGGUGAGCGUCGCGUCUGGCGGCCUCAAUGGCGUCAACGAAGCUCUCGACUCGCUUCGCUCGGGUCAAGUGUCCGGACGUCGCAUCGUCGUCCCCGUCGGCGGCGGUGAUGGUAACGGAAAGAAAGACGACGAGAACCUGCAAGGACCCGCCGGCACUGCCGGUCUCUACGGCACGGGCGGCGCAGCGGACCUCAGCUACCACGAAGCGCUCAACUCAGACCCAGACCGCAUCAAAUUCGCGUACUGGGUGCCCAACGUGUCCGGCGGACUGGUCAUCAGCAAGAUCCCGCAGAAGACGCACUGGGAUUUGAAGUCGAACCAGCGCUACGCGCAAACGGCGGAGAGAUGGGGCUUCGAAUAUGCGCUGUCGCAGAUUCGUUUCAUGGCGGGUUACGGCGCGGACAGCCAGCACGAGCCCGUCUCCAUCUCCCACGCCCUUCUUGCGGCCACGGAGAAGCUGAAGCUGAUUGUUGCGCUGCUUCCUGGCCCGUGGAACCCGGCUGUGGCUGCGAAGAUGGUUGCAUCCAUUGAUUGCUUCACCGAGGGGAGGACCUGCGUGAACAUUGUCUCUGGAUGGUUCAAGGCUGAAUUCACCAGCAUCGGACAGUGGUGGCUCGACCACGCCGAGCGGUACCGCCGUAGCAGGGAGUUCAUCGAGUGUCUCAAGGGCAUCUGGACUCAGGAUUCCUUCACCUACCGUGGCGAUUUCUACCAGUUCAAGGACUACCCUCUCAAGCCGAAGCCAUUGAGCUGGCCCGGACGACCGCACCCCGAGAUCUUCCAGGGUGGCAACAGCGACGACGCCAAAGAGAACGCGGCGACGGUCAGCGACUACUACUUCAUGAACGGCAACACGCUCGAAGGCUUCCAGGCGCAGAUUGGCGAUGUCAAGGAGCGCGCGGCCAAGAACAACCACCCCGUCAAGUUCGCCAUCAAUGCUUUCGUCAUCUGUCGCGAGACUGAGGAGGAAGCGUAUAAUGUGCUGGCUGAGAUUCAGGGCAAGGCUGACCCGGAGGCUGUGGAGGGCUUCCGUCAGCAGGUGCAGAAUGCUGGUGCUUCCACGAAGAACAACUCUGGCAUGUGGGCCAACUCCAGCUUCAAGGAUCUGAUCCAGUACAACGACGGCUUCAAGACGCGCCUCAUCGGCACCAAAGAGCAAAUCGCGGAGCGCAUCGUGCUCCUCAAGGCUCUUGGCGCCUCCAUCCUCCUCACUGCCUUCCUGCACUACGAAGAGGAAAUCGAGCAGUUCGGGCGCGAGGUCAUCCCGCUCGUGCGUGACCUUGAAAAGAAGGGCCGCGGCAAGGACGUGGAGUAUGAGAUUGAGCAGACGGGACACGUGUACGCCGAGUCGAAGCCCGAGGACUCCAACCAGGCCGCUGUGUACUCCAAGCACGGAUGGAGCAAGAAGUAGGGGCCGGUUAUUAGUGUAUGCUUCUGCUUGUCUUUUUGUUUGAUACCUGAUAUCGAGGCUCUUUCGAGAUGUGGAAUGGCGAGGCUGGAUCGAUAGCACGGGCAGAGUAGGGGAUGGGCUUGACUGGGUGAACAUUGUACAGCAGUUUGUAGACCUGGUUAUACACAAGAACAAAUGUAUACAGCACCGCCUCCAUUUCAUCCCAAC